Lathyrus sativus (Indian pea) is the source of this 1512-nucleotide messenger RNA. NCBI's taxonomy places the organism in Eukaryota, Viridiplantae, Streptophyta, Magnoliopsida, Fabales, Fabaceae. The record is from the annotation of a GenBank genome assembly.
AUGGCGAAAGAGAAUCCAAGUCCAACCAUAACAUUGAAACCAGUAGCAUGGGUUUUACCCUACAGAACCGAGAAGAUAACAGAGAUAUACCGAAUGGGUAGAAAACUCGGUCAAGGUCAAUUCGGAACAACCUAUCUCUGCACACACAAAUCAUCAAACAGAAGGUAUGCGUGCAAGUCAAUCCCUAAACGGAAGCUGUUUUGCAAAGAGGAUUAUGAAGAUGUUUGGAGAGAGAUUCAGAUAAUGCAUCAUUUGUCUGAACAUUCACAUGUUGUUAGAAUCGAAGGGACUUAUGAGGAUUCUACGGCUGUUCAUAUUGUUAUGGAGCUUUGUGAAGGAGGUGAACUCUUUGAUAGGAUUGUUCAGAAGGGUCAUUAUAGUGAGAGACAAGCUGCGACUUUGAUUAAGACUAUUGUUGAGGUUGUUGAGGCUUGUCACUCGCUUGGUGUUAUGCAUAGGGAUCUUAAACCGGAGAAUUUUCUAUUUGAUACUGUUGACGAAGAUGCUAAGCUUAAAGCUACUGAUUUUGGUUUGUCUGUGUUUUAUAAACCUGGUGAAUCUUUUUCUGAUGUUGUUGGGAGCCCAUACUAUGUUGCACCGGAGGUCUUGCGCAAACUAUAUGGCCCUGAAUCAGAUGUGUGGAGUGCCGGGGUUAUUUUGUACAUCUUAUUAAGUGGGGUGCCGCCAUUUUGGGCAGAAACGGAACCGGGGAUCUUCCGUCAGAUUUUAUUAGGAAAACUUGAUUUUCAGUCUGAGCCUUGGCCUAGCAUUUCAGACAGCGCAAAGGAUCUAAUUCGGAAAAUGCUUGACCAAAAUCCUAGAACAAGGCUUACGGCACAUGAAGUACUCCGCCACCCAUGGAUUGUUGAUGACAACAUCGCACCUGAUAAACCUAUUGACUCUGCAGUUUUAUCACGUCUGAAGCAAUUUUCUGCUAUGAAUAAACUGAAAAAGAUGGCGUUGCGUGUUAUUGCGGAGCGGCUAUCCGAGGAAGAAAUUGGUGGCCUGAAAGAGUUAUUCAAGAUGAUUGACACAGACAGCAGUGGAACCAUAACAUUUGAUGAGUUAAAAGAUGGCUUAAAGCGAGUAGGAUCAGAACUUAUGGAGUCUGAAAUCCAGGAUCUUAUGGACGCUGCGGAUAUUGAUAACAGUGGGACAAUUGACUAUGGCGAAUUCAUUGCUGCAACUGUUCAUUUAAAUAAGCUGGAGAGAGAGGAAAACCUGUUGUCAGCCUUCUCCUAUUUCGACAAAGAUGCUAGUGGUUACAUAACCAUUGAUGAGAUUUCACAAGCUUGUAAGGACUUCGGGUUAGAUGAUAUCCAUAUUGAUGAAAUGAUCAAGGAAAUUGAUCAAGAUAAUGAUGGACAAAUAGAUUAUGGUGAAUUUGCUGCCAUGAUGAGAAAGGGCAAUGGAGGGAUAGGAAGGAGAACAAUGAGAAACACACUAAAUUUAAGAGAUGCUUUGGGAUUUGUAGGCAAUGCAUCUAACCAAGUUAUUGAUGGUUAUCUUUAG